UCUCCCGGGCUGGCGGGGGGCACGCGCACUCGCGGGGGCGCGCGCGGACGGCCGGGCGGCGGCAGUGGCUCACACGGAGGCGGUGGCUUCACUUUCCAGGACUCAGGGGCGUCCACAACAGCAGCCGCGGGCAGCAGCCUUGGGAGCCGGAGCUGGAACGGCUGGGGGCAGCGGCAGCGGCGCCGAGGGAUCUAAAAUGUCCACUGAGGCACAGAGAGUUGAUGACAGUCCAAGCACUAGUGGAGGAAGUUCUGAUGGAGACCAACGUGAAAGUGUUCAACAAGAACCAGAAAGAGAACAAGUUCAGCCCAAGAAAAAGGAGGGGAAAAUAUCCAGCAAAACAGCUGCUAAAUUGUCAACUAGUGCUAAAAGAAUUCAGAAGGAACUUGCAGAAAUUACGUUGGAUCCUCCUCCCAACUGCAGUGCCGGACCCAAAGGAGACAACAUUUACGAAUGGAGGUCAACUAUAUUGGGACCCCCGGGGUCUGUCUAUGAAGGAGGGGUGUUCUUCCUGGACAUUACCUUUUCACCAGACUAUCCAUUUAAACCCCCUAAGGUUACCUUCCGAACAAGAAUCUAUCACUGUAACAUUAACAGCCAAGGCGUGAUCUGUCUGGACAUCCUGAAGGACAACUGGAGUCCGGCCCUGACCAUUUCUAAAGUCCUCCUCUCCAUCUGCUCCCUCCUCACGGACUGCAACCCCGCUGACCCUCUGGUGGGCAGCAUCGCCACACAGUACAUGACCAACAGAGCGGAGCACGACCGCAUGGCCCGACAGUGGACCAAGCGGUACGCCACAUAGGGGCCCGCGCCCGCGCCUGCCGCCCGCCGGACCUGUGCAAGCACAUUCACCAAGUGCAUCGAUAGACCGACCCAGCCCUCCGGACCUCGGUUCUUAUUUUCUUAUUUUUAUUACGUUGUGAACCGUUUUGUGAUGGUAUGUCACCCCUCUCUCCCCCUUCUUCCUCUCUCCUCCUCUUUCUUUUCCUUUCCUCUCCCUCCCUCACGUCCCCCCGCCCCGUUUAUUUCCUUUUUAAUUUCUAUUAACUUGAAAGACCUGGGUUCUGCUUUCCCACCGCAUUGUGGAUGGGAGCUUUGUUUUCAGUGCAAACAAUGUUGGAUCUGUAAUAGUAAGAGCUUUCUUACAAAGCUUUGUGUUCCUGUGUGGUUUUUUUGUUGCUGUUUUAUUUGGAUUUCUUUUCUUUUAUGUGAUCUUUGGGGAAACACAAAUUCAGAAUUAUAUCUCGUUUCUACUUAAAUGUAGUGCUUAGGGUUAAUUUUUUGUACUGAAGUCUUUAUUGGUGGGUGCAUGCUACUGGGAACAAGUUUUUGUACAAAAGCUUCAAUCAGAAUCACUGUGCAUUACUGAGACUCCGUUUAUCACUAGCCUUCUGUCCCUCACACAGAAGACGGUUGGAUUGAACAAAAUAAUAAGUAUUUUGAUUUACUUAAAGUGCUUGUAAAUUUCUUAGGGACCUGCCACUUUUGACUGUGGAUCAGUUGAUGUACACUUGUACUAUUAAAGCACUCAAUAAAUCACUGUGGCUGAUAAACGCA
This is a messenger RNA of Phyllostomus discolor (pale spear-nosed bat), 1557 nucleotides long. RefSeq names its product ubiquitin-conjugating enzyme E2 E2. NCBI's taxonomy places the organism in Eukaryota, Metazoa, Chordata, Mammalia, Chiroptera, Phyllostomidae. The coding region runs from base 197 to 802 and encodes 201 amino acids. Gene Ontology annotation, cellular component: nucleus. Gene Ontology annotation, molecular function: ubiquitin conjugating enzyme activity. The transcript has 6 exons. The record is from RefSeq and is a predicted model, not a curated record. Gene Ontology annotation, biological process: protein polyubiquitination.